Annulohypoxylon maeteangense is the source of this 1932-nucleotide messenger RNA. RefSeq names its product Krr1-domain-containing protein. The coding region runs from base 1 to 1932 and encodes 643 amino acids. Gene Ontology annotation, cellular component: 90S preribosome; nucleolus. NCBI's taxonomy places the organism in Eukaryota, Fungi, Ascomycota, Sordariomycetes, Xylariales, Hypoxylaceae. Gene Ontology annotation, biological process: endonucleolytic cleavage in ITS1 to separate SSU-rRNA from 5.8S rRNA and LSU-rRNA from tricistronic rRNA transcript (SSU-rRNA, 5.8S rRNA, LSU-rRNA). The record is from RefSeq and is a predicted model, not a curated record. The transcript is spliced from 2 exons.
AUGGCGGCCUCCGACAGUCACAAGAAACGCUUGUUUGACGACAGUGACGAUGAAUCGGAUGGAGGUGUUAAGCUACAAAUCAAUUCCGAAUAUGCCAAAAGAUUUGAGCAUAACAAGAAGCGCGAAGAAAUGCACAGACUGGAGGAAAAAUACAAGUCAAAGCAGUCGAGUGGAGACAAAUCAAAAGCAGGCAAUGAUGAAGAUGAUGACUCCUCAUCGGACGAGACGGAAGAUGAAAAUGGAUUCUUAGCUACCGAAGACCUUGACGCCGAGAUAUCUGCCACCCUCCAAGCAAUCAAGAAUAAAGACCCCCGCGUCUACGAUACCAAGACCACAUUCUACAAGUCAAUAGACGAGAGCGCAACGGCAGAAGAUACGUCGGCGAAUGAAAAGAAGGAGAAACCUGUCUUCCUGAAAGAUUACCACAGAGAAAAGAUCCUCCGAGGAGAUACUGGAGCUGAUUUUGAUAAUGUGAAAGAACCUCCGCAAACAUACACACAAGAACAAGACGACUUGAAAAAGUCUAUUAAGGAUGAGAUCAAAGCGCAACUUGAAGCGGGCGAUGACGCCGAAAGUAGCGACAGCGACGAGGACUUCUUGAAGGCUAAAGAGGAGACAAGAACCGCCCCCGAAAACGGCAUUCAUCCAUCCAGAGCUGGGAAAAUCAAGGCCCCGAAACCCGACGUCACAGACGCCGACAAGGAUCCGGAGCUGUUCCUUUCAAAUUUCAUGGCCUCCCGCGCUUGGGUAGAAGAGGAUGCCACCGGUUGGAAAGCGUUCGAGUCUGACGAGGGCGAAGACGAAAAAGCAGAUGAAUGGGAAGCCGCAUACAAUCUACGCUUCGAAGACCCGAACAAGAGCAACGAGGUACUAAAAUCAUAUUCCCGUGACGUUGUCGCCGCACGCUCGGUCAGACGAGAGGACAAGACCGCGCGCAAGAAGCAACGUGAGAUGGAGCGCGAAAAACUAGAAGACGAGAAGCAAAAGAGGAAAGAAGAGAAAGCACGUCUACGUCGCUUGAAGCUUGACGAGGCCGAGGGCAAGUUGAAGAAGAUAAAGAAAGCCGCCGGUCUAUCAGGCAAGACUCUGCAGGACGAGGAAUGGCAAAAACUACUUGAAGACGCCUGGGAAAAUGACAAGUGGGAAGAUCACCUACGGAAGACCUUCGAUGAGCAGUACUAUGCUGCGGCUGAGGAGGAAGUAUCCGAUGAUGAAGACGAAGACGGCGCCAAUACCAAGAAAUCGAAGAAGGUCAAGAAACCCAAGUGGGAUGACGAUAUCGACAUCAAAGACUUAAUCCCCGACUUCGAUGACGAGGAACGUCCUAAGAUUACUCUUACCGACGACGAGCAGGACGAGGAAGAUAACGAGGACGAAGAUGCGCCCACUGCUAAGCGGCAAAAAUCUAGCAAGGAGCGCAAGCGAGAAAAGCUCGCAAGUCAGAAAGAAGUGCGACAAGAACGAGCCAAGCUUGAAGCCUUCGUCGACGCGAAGAUGGAAAUCGACGAUCCAGAAAUCCUCGGCGGCAGCUCCUCUUCAAGAAAUAAGGGCUCAUCGUCAACCUUCGCCUACCGCGAAACGCGACCCGAGUCCUUCGGCCUAACCACACGCGACAUCCUCAUGGCCUCCGACGCGGACCUCAACCAAUACGCCGGGUUGAAAAAGCUAGCCCACUUCCGCCCGCAAGAUAAGCAAUCCAAGGACCGCAAGCGUCUCGGCAAGAAAGCCCGUCUACGGCAAUGGCGCAAAGAGACCUUCGGUCCCGAAUUCGAGAGAGAACCGCCCGCGUACAACCCCGGCGGAGCGGGUGCCGCAGAGGAGCCGAGAGCCCAGGAAGCCGGCACCAGCAAUAUAAUCGAAGGCGGCUCGAAGAAGAAGCGCAAGCGAUCGGGCAGAAGCAAGAAAGCCGGGAAAGAGGAGGUAGUCGCGUAG